ACUACAAGUGGAAGCAUUAUAGAAACCAGCAGUGAAAGUAGUGGCUGGAGAUACAUGGUCUGGUGGUCAGCGAGACAACAGCAGCCUUGAUGCUUGGAGGUCGUCACUAUCAGCAUCACCACUAACCAGAUCUAGCCCCAGAUGGAUAUGUACCCACUGACUGUCUCAAGCUGAUCAUCAUAUGACCCCAAAGAAAAGUAUUCAUUAGUGUAGUUAAAUAUAUGAAAAAAAAGUCCAAGAAUGUCACAUAAUAGCCCACCAGUUCCUCUGAUCAAUUCAACUGUUGAUGCCAGUGUGUGUGGAAAAGAUGCCCUUACUGAUAGCUAUGGCUGGUUUGUGCAAGUCCUGCUAGCCUCACUGGCAUUUGGAUUGCUAAUAUUGAAAAGAUUCUGUGAACCAAAGAAACAUAGAAGAUCAUGGCUUGUUUGGUUUUAUGACACCUCCAAGCAGGGCCUGGGAGCAAUGAUUGUUCACUUCUGUAAUGUCUUCUUGUCUGAAGCAUUCAAGGGUGAUCCCUGCACAUGGUACAUCAUCAGCUUCUUGUUGGAUUCCACCCUUGGCUUGGCCAUUAUCUGGGCUGGGAUUCGUCUCAGCAUCUACAUUGGCCAGAAGAAUGGAUGGCCUACUAUAAUCUUUGGGGAAUAUGGUCGGCCACCAUCAGUGCGGGCAUGGGGCCACCAGUGUGCCCUGUAUGUGGGCUUCAUGGUGGUGGAGAAGGUCAUCAUAACAGGACUGCUGGCAUUACAGUUCUGGGCCAGUGUGCGGGAACUCAUCCUGGCCCCCAUCACAAGCCCUCAGGCUCGAGUUGUCAUUGUGGUUCUAGUCAUACCCUUCUUUGUCAAUGCACUCAUUUUCUGGGUGACUGACAACUUCCUGAUGGUAAAUGUGAGGAAGAUAACAAGAGGUGAUGGUAGUAUGCGCGAGAGCAACUCUUCCUCGGGUAUGUCCAGGGUCUACUCAAAGGUACAUUAUAAGCGGCCCAACACCCUCCAUGAAGAUGAAUCUGAUGUUCUUCUCUCAUCAUCAUCCAAUGAUGAUGAGCUGCUUGGAAGAAAUGAGAACCUACAGGAGAGAUAUGUUGGACAUGUCAGUACAUGAAGUCCAGAGCAGCUUGGUAGCAGACCUUUGUGUGCUGACAUUUCUGCCCACACAUUUAAGUGGAAACUAAAUCAACAAAUAGAUUCCAGUGGUAGUUGUUAGCAGGUGAGGAACUAGCAACUAGCCUGAAGUGAUUGAGUGCUCUUGGCAUUUCCAAGGAAGGUCUGCUGGUAAUGAGAGCCAAAGUAUGAUGAGUUGCAAGAAGUUUAUUAAAAUUGUUAAAGUAAAAUAUAAUACUCUAAACUUAACAUGUAUGGGACCAAAGGUAUUAUUUUAUUAUGUGAUUAACUCUGGAGAGUAAAAACUUUGAUACUGUACAUCAGAACCUUUAUAUUUAGUGCAAAAUAUUAUUUAAGCAUAACAACAUACUCAUGCAAA
Molecule: messenger RNA, 1476 nt
Organism: Scylla paramamosain (green mud crab)
Lineage: Eukaryota; Metazoa; Arthropoda; Malacostraca; Decapoda; Portunidae
Product: store-operated calcium entry regulator STIMATE-like
Exons: 8
Coding region: 241-1098 (285 amino acids)
Cellular component (GO): membrane
Source: RefSeq, a predicted model, not a curated record